Molecule: messenger RNA, 981 nt
Organism: Didymodactylos carnosus
Lineage: Eukaryota; Metazoa; Rotifera; Eurotatoria; Philodinida; Philodinidae
Source: the annotation of a GenBank genome assembly
AUGAAUAAAUUACACAGCAUGUUUCGUACACUUUGUGUAAAUAUAACUCGAAAUUUAAGUUCCAAAGCCUCAUUAGAAACACAAUCUCGAUCGUCUAAGGGGAAAUCCAAAGCCACUGUAUUAAAACAAAUGUUAUUAUCAAAUGAAUUAGAAUUUAUAAUGGAAGCACAUAAUGCAUUGAGUGCAAAAAUUGUCGAAGAAACUGGAUUUAAAGCAAUAUGGGCAAGUGGUUUGGCUAUGUCAGCUCAACUUGGAUUACGUGAUUCAAAUGAAGCAUCAUGGACUCAAGUAUUAGAUAUAUUAGAAUUUAUGUCCGAUUGUACAUCGAUACCUAUCCUGGUUGAUGCUGAUACAGGUUAUGGAAAUUUUAAUAAUGCGAGACGUUUAGUUAAAAAAUUGGAACAACGUCAUAUUGCUGGUGCAUGUAUUGAAGAUAAAUUAUUUCCAAAAACAAAUUCAUUACAUGAUAAUCGAUCACAACCAUUAGCUGAUAUUGAAGAAUUUUCAAUGAAAAUUCGUGCAAUGAAAGAUACACAACAAGAUCCUGAUUUUUGUGUUAUUGCAAGAGUUGAAGCGUUUAUUGCCGGAUGGGGUUUAGAUGAAGCGUUAAAACGAGCAGAAGCUUAUCGAAAAGCGGGAGCUGAUGCCAUAUUAAUGCAUAGUAAGAAUAAACAACCACAUGAAAUUGAACAAUUUAUGAAAGCAUGGAAUAAUCAAGGACCAGUUGUUAUUGUUCCUACAAACUAUUAUCAGACACCAACGGAUGAUUUUCGUAAAUGGGGUGUAUCCACUGUUAUAUGGGCUAAUCAUAAUAUUCGAUCAUCAAUAACCGCUAUGCAACAAAUAAGUAAACAAAUCUACAAGGAAAAAACUCUAAAAAAUAUUGAAACUCAAAUUGCUUCCGUAAAAGAAAUAUUUCGUUUACAGAAUGAUGCCGAACUUGUUCAAGCGGAAAAAAAAUAUUUGCCAAGAAAAGAAUAG